This is a messenger RNA of Alosa sapidissima (American shad), 2248 nucleotides long. Its product is annotated as inner centromere protein-like. Bases 882 to 1310 code for a protein of 142 amino acids. The record is from RefSeq and is a predicted model, not a curated record. The transcript has a single exon. NCBI's taxonomy places the organism in Eukaryota, Metazoa, Chordata, Actinopteri, Clupeiformes, Clupeidae.
AUGAACCAGGAGACCUAGCCAAGAAACAAGGCAAACGAGGUACUUGUCCUGGAUACACUGAAAGUAGUUUUCAGUACUUUUUGUGCCUUGCUACUUUGAAGGUUGAGCUUGCCUAACUAAGAUUAUUUAGAAGUUGAAGUUGGUGUACACUAGCUGCAUGUAGGGUUUGCUUGUUUUUGCAUCUCUUGAUGGGUUUCUCAGUGUGUGGAUAUAGUUUUCUGUGUCUUAACAAUAUUUUAAUCGACAAUUCAGUUUUAUUUGAAGUUUCAUACCAUGGCAAAUGUUUAUUUGCUGGUAUUGCCUGUCUAUUAUGUCAUUAACUUCCAACAAAAGUAAAAAACCUUUAACUUUGGUAACUUAUUAGCUAUAGUCACUAAGUUGCAACCUGUCAGAUAGUGACCUUUUGUGAAAUGGGUAUUUCAGAUAUACAUAGAGUAUAAAGUUAUGGAGAAUUUGCUAAAGAAUGAAUUGUUUGUUUCUAGCUUAUUAUAUGGAAGUUAGGUUAGUCCCAAGCGGUCACUCAUAUGAAGUGACAAGUCAUUGUAAAUAAAGGUCUUUGAUGUUAAUGAUGUUAAAGUUUUCCAUCAAGCGAGUGUUGUUGGUAGCUCACUAUAUUUCAGCUCUAGUUUAUUUUCAGUUUUGGGGCUAGAUUUGGAGUAAACACUAGCCUGUACAAUGUUAUCACAAUGUCCUAGGCAAUCAGUAAGCAUAGGAAAUCUGAAAAGAUGCACUGUGUGAUUGCAUUUCUUGCCGUACAUAAUGGGCAUAUUGUGGUUGACUAAAAUUUAAAUGACGUUGAGUGACUUGAGUGAGUUGUUGGUGUAUUGUAAAUCUCAACACUUUUGGUGUCCUUGGUUCUUGCACCCCCCCCAGACCACUCUAUGGCCAAAGACGUGGGAGCAAGAUUGAGAGAGGCUCUGAAAAUGCAGCUGUCCAUCAUCCAUGAGCGUAUAGAGGCCAAAAAGAUAGCCAAGAUGGCACUUGCUGAGGUUAGAAACAUCCUAGCCAAGGAGGAGGAGGAGAAGUUAAUGGACCAGAAGAGAGAGGAGACACGGGCUAAGGCUUGGGAAAGAGUGGAGGCCCGUUUAAAAGAGGAGGAUAUGAGCGUAGAGAGGGAAAUGGAAAAAGCCAAGGAGAGGGCAAAGAAGGAAAGGGAUGACCUGACCGAGAGGGAAGAGGUGAGAAAGCAAAACAAAGAAGAGGAUGAGUGGGGAGAGAACCUAGAGAGGGAGAAUAAAGUCUCUAUGUCAAAGGUGGCAAGUAAGGGGCAUUCAAAGUCCAAAAAGAAGUCAAGCAAGUCCUCGGUUUAGGAGAAGAUGUGAGUUCCUGAUGAAUCUGCGCUGUGAUGAGGACCUGUAGCUGGAGCUGCUCAUCGUGUUGAUGUAAAAAUAUCUUGAAAUGAAUGAGGAAAUCACUCUUAAAGGAAUGUGCCUAUGUCUGUCAACAUAAGGAAAAUUUGACACCGUUUGCAGAGCAUCAAAUGAUUAGCAAUUUUCCUUGUAGUUAAUGUUUUUGUGGCAAUCUUUCAGGAUAAGACAUGAACACAAAAUAUAGUAUUUCAUCUUCUCUCCUGUGUUUACUAUAUAUUUGUCUCACUUAAUUACAUCAACUACUAUUUAAGGAUAAAAAUUCUGUCGAUUGUUAAUAAACCUGAUAAAUCUGAAAUUGCAGCCCUUUUUUGUGGAUUUGAAAAACACGGUCAUACUUAUUAGCAAAGUUACAUUGUGGUUUUCAACAACAGAAACCUAGCUGUGAAUCUGAUUUGAAGUAUGUGUGUGAGUACGUGUGUGUAUGCCUGAAACCUGAAUUUCCUAUCACCUAUCCUUUCCCUCACAUCUACACAUUUAAGGCACUGCUUUACAAUAUAGCUCUAGAACAAAAAGUAAAUUAAGUCUGUCUUAGUGGUCAAAGGUUGAAAAUAAGGUUGGACUUAUAUUAUUCAUUAAAGUUGUAGUUUGCAAAACUGUGUCUUUAUAAUAUUAAUGUGUUGGGUAUUGCAAUGUAAGAUUGAUUAAUUUUCUAAUUUAUUUAAGAUUUUUUUUUUGUGGGAUGGGGGAGGCAAUAAACCUGCCUUUUUGGAUUGUUGGAAAUAAGUAAUCUAAAAAUAGUCAUGUUUCAUUUCCAUAUCAAGCAGAAUUUCUUGUCAUAUAAGUUGUUGAUAUGUAAUAAUAACAAUGUAUAACAAUGUUUUGUACCGAUUUCACCUAUUUUUAAAAUGGGGAAAAUUGAAUAUUGCCUUACACUUUUA